AUGUACCUAAAUCUUCCUGAUCUACCUAAACAUGUACCUGGUGUAGAUAAACAGAAUCUUUUGAGCACAGCUUGUUUUCCUUGUCUUUGUGACUUACAGAAUAAUGGAGUGGCCUUCAACACUGAGCCCCCCCCUGGAACACAGACAGGUCUGUGUGGAGUGGUAGAGCAGAAGGAUGAGGGGGGGCAGCAGCCAGACUCAGACUGUGCAGCUCAGAGUCAGCCUGGACAUGCUGGACUCUGCGAGAAGCACUACAGGGAGUACCUGGUGAGUCUGAUCAACAGCCACUCCAUAGACCCCGCCCCCCUCUACAGCUCCAACGAGCUGCUGCUGGCCUGCAGGAGGUACAAGGUGGAGGACCCCCGCAGGGAGGGGGAGGACAGCUUCACCUACUUCAGCCGAGUGCUGCAGAAACUGAUGGAUGAAGAACCGCUGGGAGACAAGGUGCCACGCAAGAAAUAAUGAGUCACUUCCUGUUUCCUGCAGUGAUUUGUCCACAUUUCAACCUAAAACCCAGCUACAGGAGACAAAAUGGUUAAAAUGUCCUUGUUGUUUGGAUCGUAAAAAACUGAUGUAUAAAAAAAUGUACUGUUUGUAAUGUAUUCUUUAUUUUAUACGCAGCAUUUUUGUCCCUGUCAUGAUCCUGUAUAUGUGGCUCGUGAUCUGAUUGAUCAGUAUUCCAAUCGGUUCCUCUGAACUGAAUCUUCAUUGGAGCUUUUAGCUGUGUAUCAUUGUGAUCUCUCUGUAAGAACUCAACCAGCUUCACAAUAGCAGAAAACCUGUAAGCCAAAGAUAGCUAACGCACUAAUCUCACUCCGUAAUUCAAUGUCUCAAAUUACUUUGUCACACCAUGAAAUCCUUUACAGCACAUUUUUCAUUGUUCGGUAUUAUUCAAUACUUCUGUUGUGCAUGUUAAAACUUGACAUUUCAAUAUUAUACGGUAACAAUCUUAAAAGAUAUUAGUAUCUACGAAAUACUGAAUGGAUGUAAACUCUUGUUGAAUAGGUUUGCUGAUGUAAAAACUACAGAUUUUAAAUACUGCUUUGUUGAAUUAUUUAAGAUUUGUUUGUGUUCAAAAUGAGAGUCUGCCAAGUGUAAAUCACACACAGUGCAUGUGGUGGCCUGUACUGUGCCCAAAAUAAAUAGUUAUAAUAGAGCCUUCAAACUGUCACAUGUGUUUGACUUUGGCAGUGAAACUCAGAUGCAUUUAAUAUGUUUCUAAAGGAUAGGAUUAACGUUAGCUGUAAGCUUUGGUGACAUGUAUUUAAGUACAUUUACUCAAUGACUGUACUACUCACUAGAUGUCUGGUUCAAAGAUUAAAAACAAAUGACUUUUCUGAGCUUCAGACAGUAGGAGGAUUCAGUUAUAAUCUUGAAGAUGUCUUUCUUUAUUCAUUCUCUUUCUUUCAUCCAACUCAUUAUUACAACUACAAUUGUAUUAUUUGCUGAAGCAGAAGUGAUCAGGG
This is a messenger RNA of Notothenia coriiceps (black rockcod), 1466 nucleotides long. RefSeq names its product E3 ubiquitin-protein ligase RNF31-like. Gene Ontology annotation, cellular component: LUBAC complex. The coding region runs from base 1 to 462 and encodes 153 amino acids. NCBI's taxonomy places the organism in Eukaryota, Metazoa, Chordata, Actinopteri, Perciformes, Nototheniidae. Gene Ontology annotation, molecular function: K48-linked polyubiquitin modification-dependent protein binding; linear polyubiquitin binding; K63-linked polyubiquitin modification-dependent protein binding. The transcript has 4 exons. The record is from RefSeq and is a predicted model, not a curated record. Gene Ontology annotation, biological process: protein linear polyubiquitination.